Molecule: messenger RNA, 4467 nt
Organism: Gambusia affinis (western mosquitofish)
Lineage: Eukaryota; Metazoa; Chordata; Actinopteri; Cyprinodontiformes; Poeciliidae
Gene: tbc1d13
Product: TBC1 domain family, member 13
Exons: 12
Coding region: 16-1371 (451 amino acids)
Biological process (GO): activation of GTPase activity; intracellular protein transport
Molecular function (GO): GTPase activator activity
Source: RefSeq, a predicted model, not a curated record
UCCGACACAACCUGAAUGCGGCGUGCUUGUUUGUCCCUCGCCGCCCGCCGUAGCUCUGCCUGCUGGCUAAAAAGGCGGAAGUUCCAGCAGGCUAACUUCCCUGAGUCCAAUAAUUCAUUCCUGUUUCUGGGAGAAAGGCUGAAAGGGAAACAGCGUCACCUGCCAGACAUGUCUACUGCCUACAAGAACAGGAUCCAAGAGUUCAAAUCGGCUUUGGGAGAGGAAAGCAUCAACCUGACGACGCUGAGGGAGCUGAGCUUCAGCGGAAUCCCUCAUGAGGAAGGACUGCGCUCGCUGUGCUGGAAGAUUCUGCUGAACUACCUGCCUCUGGACCAGACAUUAUGGGAUUCCUUCCUAAAGAAGCAGAGAGAGGUUUACUCCCAGUUCCUCAGAGAGAUGAUCAUCCAGCCCGGUAUCGCCAAGGCCAACCUGGGCCUGUCCAGAGCCGACGUCACGCUGGAGGACCAUCCGCUGAACCCGAACCCGGACAGCCGCUGGAACACGUACUUCAAGGAUAACGAGAUUCUGCUGCAGAUCGACAAGGAUGUGAGGCGGCUGUACCCGGACAUGGCGUUCUUCCAGCGGCCCACCGACUAUCCGUGCCAGCUGAUCCUGGACCCGCAGAACGACUACGAGACGCUGCGGCGCCGCGUGGAGCAAACCACGCUGAAGGCCCAAACCGUGAACCGGAACCGGAGCGGAGUCACCAACGUCAGCUCUCCAGGGAAGUCUCUGAACCUGUACCCGUCCAAUGAGUACGAGGUUCUGCCCAGCGGCAGCGAGGCGCACUGGGAGGUGGUGGAGCGGAUCCUCUUCAUCUACGCCAAGCUGAACCCGGGCAUCGCUUACGUCCAGGGGAUGAACGAGAUCGUCGGGCCGAUCUACUACACCUUCGCCACCGACCCCAGCAGCUCCUGGAAAGAACACGCCGAGGCCGACACUUUCUUCUGCUUCACCAACCUGAUGUCAGAGAACCGCGACAACUUCAUCAAGAGUCUGGACGACUCUCAGUGCGGCAUCACCUGCAGGAUGGAGAGCGUCUACGCCAUGCUGCGCGACAAGGACCACGAGCUCUUCCUCAAACUGGAGGAGCAGAACAUCAAGCCUCAGUACUUCACCUUCCGCUGGCUCACCCUGCUGCUGUCCCAGGAGUUCCUGCUGCCGGACGUCAUCCGGAUCUGGGACUCCCUGUUCUCCGACCGGGACCGCUUCCACUUCCUGCUGCUGGUCUGCUGCGCCAUGCUCAUACUGAUCCGGGACAGCUUGCUGUCCGGAGACUUCACCAGCAACAUGAGGCUGCUGCAGGAUUAUCCGAUCUCAGACGUCCACCUCAUCCUGACCAAGGCCAAAGAGCUGCAGGAGAACUGCUAACCUGAACGAAGGUAGGAGGUCAGACUGAGAGCCGGGUCAAAGGUCAAACCUGCUUCAUCAUCCGUCAUGGCGACAAAACUCUUCCUUACGAACUGAUCGGAAAAUAUUAUUUUAUUGAUCAUCUGGAGGAGAAGCCAAACGAUUCAACACUACAGAGCCGGUUGCCAUGACGACUGCUGGAGGAGAGUCCAGUGGAAGUCGCAGAUCUUCUGAGACGUUGCUUCAUUUUUUACUGUCAGAAACUUUUGGGCCUUCAUGGAGCAGGAAGUGACCAGAUCCACUUCCUGUCGGUGUUUAACUUCUCUACAGGAGAAGAACCGGUUCUGUUUCUGCUUCUCCGGGACAGAUUCAGUAGAACCGGUUCUUCAGCUCAACAGAACCUCCUGGAUUUCUGUUCAGAGACUUUCUGAAGGUCCAGAACCAGCAGCAGAACAAGGACUUCACUCUGAGACCAGAGAGACCGCCAUGCUGCUCGUUUUCCACCUUUAGCCCAUGGUUCUGGUCCGGUUCUGGUUCUGGUUCCGGGUGCAGACUAAUAUCUGGUGAAGCACAGUUCUGUCUGGUCUGAAUUUUCUUUCUAGUUUUCCUGCUGCUGCUCAGAGAACAGAUUUCAGUUCAAACCCAAGUAAACAGGAAACUUCUGGUCAGUAUUGUGCAAAAGUCUUAAACCUCCCACUUCCUGUGAUCCAGACGUUCCUGAAAUCUUUACUGGUUUGAAUCAACGGUUCUCCACACAGUCCAGAUUUUACACCUUAAACAUGUCAGACCUAAAAGAAUCGAUUCUCCAGUGAAGUUUGGAGACUGAUGGGUGUAAAUAUGCUGCAAAUGCCAAAAACCUGCAUACAAACCAAAAUAGCUGCAGUCACAGGAAACAGUAGGCUGUUUCCACUAGAUUCUCAACUCUCUUCACUGCUGAGUCUGGAAUUCCUCCCAUUGAUUUGGAUUCCUCCAGAAAAAUUUCAGGCCAAUCAGCAAACAGAAGAAGUUCUGAACAAUAAUGUUGAUUUUCUAAUCUGCUUUAGAGUCUCUCUGUCGUUUCAGUGACUGCAGCAGAGGAAGUGAAGGAAGCCGGUCAGUUGAUGGUCAGACUUCCAAAUAUUGAAUUAUUAACAGCCUCGUUCAGAUCAGCUCUUCUCUCCUCAGUGAAGUGCUGCUGUUUACAGAGCACUGAUGCAUUACAUACAUCACAGCCAAACAUUAGUGAUUGUGAACUUUUUAAAAUGUCAACAGAGGAAACAGGAAGUGAUCUGUCCAGAUCCUCUGGAGGAAACGAAGCAUAGAAUCAAAGAGCAGGUAAAAUUUCAUAAGGAAAUGAAUCAGAAUGGAAAAUAGUGAAAACAAAAGCAAAUAUAAAACGUUGCAAACUCUCUUCAUAAAACUGAAGUCCUCCAGACCACCAGGGGGAGCCGAGGAGAAGAAAGCUGGAGGAAGAAAGAGGGUGUUUCACUUCACGAUGUUUUUCAGAGUGUUUUACAUUAUAUAAGCACAGCAUAUUAAUAUGUUUAUAUUACCAACUCCAGACUCCCCCUGCUGGUGAGGAGGACUUCAGUUUGCAGCUUUUGCUCUUUUCGUUUUUUACAAUUUGCAGCAUUUUCCCUUUUGCUUCCAUUUUCUGUGGGAGGAAGAUGUUUGUUGAUUUAUCUUUUUGUCUUUGCAGGCUGUUGCAUUUUAUUUUUUUGUUUUUGAGCCUGCAUCAUUUAUUAGCUUGUAGCGCAUUAGCAUCAUGAGGUCACAUCUAGAAUCUCCUUCAGUCCAGAUCAAGACUUUAUUUUGGAAUAAACUCUCUGAUGUUGGUUUCACCUGAACAAAUCAUUAUGGUGCUAACUACCGUUAGCCAUGCUAGCUGCUAACAAGCAGUUUGUGUGCAUUUAAACAGUAAAGAAACAUUUUGAUCAUGUUUGCUCAUUGGGUAGACGCCACGCUGCCAUCAUGCUUUAAGUUUGUGAUUCUUCUGGAUGAUUUGAGUCCGAGUUACAAAAGUUCUCUGGAAAUGAGUGAAAAAGCAUAAAAACUGGAGAACUUGUUGAUCCAAACCACUUUGAACGACUUAUAGGAACAAUCUGGAAGUUAUGAGAAAAUUAGGGUUUGGUUUUAGAUUGGGCAUUAAAAUAAAACCUUGUGCUCUCACGUUGAUCAUCUCAUUAAAAACUGAGGGUUUAUAAACGUUUCUUUAACAUCCAGGAUAUCAAGCUGAUUUUUUUUUUCUCCCUCCUAAACAAAACCAAAGCAACAAAACUUUUUUUUCUUGCCAAAUGUGUUUUUAUUUUCCAAAACCUGAAGUCACUGUUUACCAUUUAGAAACCACCACAGUAAAGGUUUUACCGCUUUAAUGACACUAAAUGCAUCGUCAGACAUUUAUCUACUGACGGAUCGUCUUUAAGCUCUUCACAUUCGAUGCAUCAUAACGGUGCAUUACAGGAACAUUUCUGAGCCCAACUGUUCAAAAUUCUGGGUAUUUUCCUGUUUCUGCUGCAGUUUCUCUGAAACAUCUGCAGGAUCCUGUGGAUUUAAGUGCAAUCUAAAACUGGGCCACUAGAUGGCUCCACUGGGGCAGAACGAUUCUGAACCUCAUCUGGUUUGGUUUUAUGAUGCUCCGAUACCAUAAAGAACAAUGACAUCCGGACCGAACCGGAUCAGGAUGAAAACUGAUCAAUCAUGUUGAGAAAAUCUCAGUUAACGUCGGUUUCUAUUGAAUGAACAUCUGAGGUCAUUAGAGCCUUUGGAACAAAACAAAUGAAGUUUCCUGACCUGGAAACCAGAAUCGGUUCUGGUUCUGAGGUCCAGCUUUGAUCCAAACGCCAGAGACUCAGAAUCUGAUCGUUUUCAGGAUCUGCUGCUGGUUUUUGGGAGGAAUUUGAAGCUCUUGACAUUUUUCCCUCCUGAUGAUCAAAAGUUUCUGUAAGGUCGUUAAGUUAAAGUCGGGGUUAGAAAGCUGCACAUUCAGACCAGAACAGAGUGAAGGCGUGUCGAAUGUUUUUACUUGGGGGGAUCGUCACUAACAACCUCCCCAUCAGUUUAAUGUGUAUUUAUUUCUCCUGAUGCUUUUCUGUUGGAUUGUUGAAUAAAACUUGUUUUUUUGUUUUUUGCAUGAUUUUA